GUUUAUUCUAGGUAUUCCUUCUCUUAUACAAGAGCAAAUAAGCAGAAGAUUAAGUGAUACAAGAAUGGCACCAUCGGCAAUCCAAGAAACCUUAAAAAUCGUUCCAGAAGAUUUGGAUCCAAGAUUUGCAGCUUUGAAAGCAAAGCUUGUUGAUCCCCAAAAACAAGAAGCAGUUGUUGCAAGCUGGAAGAGACUAUUGAAAGCCCUUGAGAAGGAGAACCAAAAGAUCAUCGAGAAUGGUACUGCGUAUGUACCUACAGUUGAAUGGAAAGAUAUUGUUGCAAAUGAUUAUGAAUUGCCAGCCAGUGCAUCGAGUGAAUUUAAAACCAAAGGUUCGAUGAUGGUGAAGGGUGUUAUCGAGAAAAAUCAAGUAGACCAAUGGUUUGAUGAACUUGUUACUUUUUGUAAAGAACACCCUGAAACAGCAGGGUAUACUUUCCCAAAUCCAACUUCUUGGUAUAAUCUAUUUUGGUGUAAACCCCAGUCUGAAGCCAGAUCUCAUCCAAAUAUCCAGAGGCUAUUUAAAGCCUUUGCUCACCAAUUUCAUGUUUCAGAUAAAGAGAAGCUAAUCGACCUUGAUACUCAGAUCAUUUAUGGAGACAGGAUUAGAAUCCGUAAGCCGGGUGCUGCAGCUUCUUUAAGCUUACAUUUGGACUCUUCGAGUAUCGAAAGAUGGGAAGACGAUAAUUACAGGGCAACUUACAAGGAAAUCUUCGACGGCCACUGGGAAGAUUGGGAUCCUUUCAGAUUAGAUGAAAGAGCUUACGCAAAGGAGGAUCUAUAUGAAGAUGCAGGGACUGCCAGACCAACUAUAUGCUCAUCAUUUCGGACUUUACAAGGCUGGUUGGCCCUCAGCGAUAACAAAACCGGAGAAGGGACUUUGAAAGUGAUUCCAAAUUUAAAGUUGGUUAUGGCCUACAUCAUUUUAAGGCCUUUAUUCUGGGACGAUCCCAAAUCUGGGGACAUUGACGAUUACCACAUUGACGUUACCACUCCAAAAUUCCCUGGUGCUGAACCUUCCUAUGGCCAGUUAUACUUGAACGAUGACCUCUACCCUCAUAUAAAACAAGCUAAAACGUGUGUCGGGAUACCUGAUGUUAAUCGAGGUGAUUUUGUCUUUUGGCAUUGUGAUGUUUGUCAUGAAGUCGAUAAAGAAUAUCCUAUUACGGAUGAAAAUGCCCAUUCCAGUGUAUUUUAUUAUGGUCAAACACCAUUAUCAAUUGCGAAUAUUUGUACUCUCCUAGAAACAAGAAGAAGCUUUUUGAAUAAUAAGUCUCCUCUUGAUUAUGCUUCCCAACAAUCAGCAGAGGAAAAAGAACGUGAUUUUCAAGGUGCAAAUAUCCAUGAUUUGAAAAAUGAGAGUGCCUUAAAAUCAAUGGGGUUGUUAGAGUUUGACGAGAACGAGCCAGGUAUUACGAACGGUCAGCGUAAAAUUCGAGAAAUCGCCAAUAAAGCUUUGAAAGAGGGUAAAUUUGACCCUGAACCUUAUUUAAAUGGUAAAAAAUAAAAGAUUUUUCAUAGUUUUAAUCUACAUGAACUUCAUUAACAAGAAAAAGUUCGUAAGUAUUAGUUUAAGUCUAAUUAGUUUUUAAUAUACAAAAGAAUGAAAU
Hyphopichia burtonii NRRL Y-1933 is the source of this 1610-nucleotide messenger RNA. RefSeq lists its product as uncharacterized. NCBI's taxonomy places the organism in Eukaryota, Fungi, Ascomycota, Pichiomycetes, Serinales, Debaryomycetaceae. The record is from RefSeq and is a predicted model, not a curated record. The transcript has a single exon. The coding region runs from base 65 to 1507 and encodes 480 amino acids.